Molecule: messenger RNA, 651 nt
Organism: Bemisia tabaci
Lineage: Eukaryota; Metazoa; Arthropoda; Insecta; Hemiptera; Aleyrodidae
Source: the annotation of a RefSeq genome assembly
AUGAUUUUUAGCCUUUUCGAGAUUUAUGAUCCACACACUUUUUUUUUUAAUCUAAGUUUUAACUGAUUUCCUAUUCUCUUGAUUUUAUUGUUUAGUAUGUCUGAUUUUUGGUGUUUAAUUCCUUCUGUUGUUUAUUUAUACACUUCUUUCUUAGGAUUUUUAACUAAGGAGUUUGUUAAUUUUUAUCUUUAUAACAAAAUAAUUAUUAGGGUAUUUUUAUUUAUUUCCUUAUUUUUGUUUUUAUUAUUUACUAAUAUCUUAGGAUUAAUUCCUUACGUUUUUUCUUGUUCAUCACAUUUUGUGUUUUCUAUUAGAUUUGGAUUUCCUUUCUGAAUCUCUUUUAUCUUCUUGGGUUGGUUUAAUUUUAAUAGAAAGUCUUUUUCUCACUUAGUCCCCCUGGGUACUCCAUUAAUCUUAAUUUCUUUUAUGGUUGUAAUUGAGACUAUUAGAGCUCUGAUUCGGCCUUGGUCUCUAAGAAUUCGACUAAUAUCUAACAUGAUUUCUGGCCAUUUAUUAAUAAUUCUUUUAGGAAAUUGUGGAUUUUAUAUAUUUUUAAUUCAGAUAGUUCUAUUUCUUUUUGAAUUUUUUGUCUGUUUUAUCCAAGCCUUUGUAUUUUCUGUCCUACUAACCCUUUAUUCUAGUGAAAUUUAA